CAGGUGUGGCUAAACGGGAGUCCCCCACCUGGCCAGGUGAGCAGUCAGGCCGCCGGCAGCCAUGUGACGUUGUUGCCCAGCCACAGCGAUUGGAGGAAACCGGCCAAUUCUCUCCGAGGCUCCGGGAGACGACCGCGUUCGGUGUCUUCGGUGCAGUCGACUUCCGAGCAUCCUCAGCUAUGGAUAAGCUGAAAUCGGUUGUGAGUGGCGAGGAGGCGCGCAGAGAUGACCGAACCAUCCUAGAGACCGUGAAUGGGGCCUCCACGUUAGGCUGGGGCGCACGCGUGAAGGGAUUCGUCGCCUGUUUCGUGGUGGGGGCCGCGUGCACAAUUUUGGGUGUGUGUGUGCUCUUCCUCCCCAGGAUCGGGCUCACUCUCUUCAUCGUCUUUUAUACUUUUGGAAACAUAUGUGCUCUGUGCAGCACCAUGUUUCUGAUGGGGCCAUUGAAGCAGCUGAAAAGGAUGUGUGACAAAACAAGAGCGCUGGCCACCACUAUUAUGAUUGUAAGUGCACAAACCUAAUGUUGGGGGUUUUUU
Messenger RNA from Xiphias gladius (swordfish), 536 nucleotides. RefSeq names its product vesicle transport protein SFT2B-like. Gene Ontology annotation, cellular component: membrane. Lineage: Eukaryota; Metazoa; Chordata; Actinopteri; Istiophoriformes; Xiphiidae. The transcript has 4 exons. Gene Ontology annotation, biological process: vesicle-mediated transport. The coding region runs from base 180 to 521 and encodes 113 amino acids. The record is from RefSeq and is a predicted model, not a curated record.